AUCCCCUUCCUCAGCCCAAUCAAAAUCACAAAUCAGAUCUCAACUGUCUCUCAUCUUCCAUCAUCUUCUCUAGAAAAUCAACCAGUUCUUAAUUCCAGUUUACGAAAUGGCUCGUACCAAGCAGACUGCAAGGAAAUCAACCGGAGGCAAAGCUCCAAGGAAGCAAUUGGCGACAAAAGCGGCGAGGAAAUCUGCUCCAGCCACCGGAGGAGUGAAGAAACCUCACAGAUUCAGACCCGGAACCGUAGCUCUAAGAGAAAUCAGGAAGUACCAGAAGAGCACUGAGCUUCUGAUCCGUAAGCUCCCUUUCCAGAGGCUUGUGAGAGAGAUUGCUCAGGACUUCAAGACCGAUCUCCGUUUCCAGAGCAGUGCCGUCGCCGCCCUCCAGGAAGCUGCUGAAGCUUACCUCGUCGGACUCUUCGAAGACACCAAUCUCUGCGCUAUUCACGCCAAGAGAGUCACGAUCAUGCCCAAGGACAUCCAGCUCGCAAGAAGAAUCAGAGGAGAAAGAGCUUAGAUCUAAGUAUUCUGGUGGCUUUUGUUUUUCUUUAGAACGAUAAGAAUGUAAAAUUUCAAGUUAAUCCAAGGGUUUCAAUAUUAAUUCCAAUCAAUUAUCUUUUCUUCU
Molecule: messenger RNA, 625 nt
Organism: Arabidopsis arenosa
Lineage: Eukaryota; Viridiplantae; Streptophyta; Magnoliopsida; Brassicales; Brassicaceae
Source: the annotation of a GenBank genome assembly